Mytilus trossulus (common blue mussel) is the source of this 654-nucleotide messenger RNA. RefSeq lists its product as uncharacterized. The transcript has a single exon. The record is from RefSeq and is a predicted model, not a curated record. NCBI's taxonomy places the organism in Eukaryota, Metazoa, Mollusca, Bivalvia, Mytilida, Mytilidae. Gene Ontology annotation, molecular function: nucleic acid binding. The coding region runs from base 1 to 654 and encodes 217 amino acids.
AUGAGCACUGAUGGUAGAGAUUACCACACAGAAAUGAAUGGCAAAGUAUUUGAACAAUGGGUUGAGAAACAGCUAGUUCCAGCUUUGCCACCAAAACGUCUUAUAGUAAUGGACAAUGCAUCUUACCACAGUGUCCGUGUUGAUGGAACAAAAGCUCCAACAUCUAACUCCCGAAAAGGCGAUAUGAAAGACUUUUUAAAUAAAAAUGGUCUCGAAUUUGAUAGCAAGUUUACAAAACCAAAGUUAUACGACAUAAUAAAAUCAAAGAAAAUCGCCCCUGUAUAUAAAGUAGACGAAUUCCUUAAAAAAAUGGGGCAUGAUGUACUUAGACUCCCCCCUUACCAUUGUGAUUUAAACCCUAUUGAACUUAUAUGGGGAGCUUUGAAAGGAUUUAUUGGUAAAGAAAAUUCAACAUUUAAACUUAAUGAUGUUAAAUCACUUAUCCAAAGAGGAUUUGAACAAAUUGAUAGUACUAAGUGGUUAAAAUCAUGUGAUCAUGUUAAUAAUAUCAUUGAACCAAGCUAUUGGAAAAAUGAUGCAAUCCAGGAAGAAAUUCAAAAAAUUGUUAUACAUAUUCAAUCUGAUUCUGAAUCUGAGAGUGAAAUGAAUGAUUCUAGUGAUGGAGAUGAGACUGAGGAUUAUGAAUGGCCGUAA